Messenger RNA from Uranotaenia lowii, 1802 nucleotides. Its product is annotated as esterase E4-like. NCBI's taxonomy places the organism in Eukaryota, Metazoa, Arthropoda, Insecta, Diptera, Culicidae. The transcript is spliced from 4 exons. Bases 22 to 1746 code for a protein of 574 amino acids. Gene Ontology annotation, molecular function: hydrolase activity. The record is from RefSeq and is a predicted model, not a curated record.
UCUUCACUUCGGAAGUUGAUCAUGACGACAGCAAAGCUGCUGCAUCUCGUUGCUGCUGCAUUUUUAGUAAGUGUUGUUUUCCAUUCCAGGGAAAGUUCUGCGGAGCCUCUUUGCACGGUAAAGUUGAACGAUCGUAGCGCCGGAUUUGGAAUAUUGAACCACACAUUCAACGAGGUGCCUUUUUGUGCUUUUUUGGGUGUCCGAUAUGCGGAACCACCGGUGGGAGCUUUGCGAUUCAAGGAUGCAGUAUUAUUUCAACCAAGUUUGGAUCAGAACUACACUUCUCUCGGAUCGAUAUGUCCCCAGGAAGAUAAUUAUCGAGAGCCCAAAGACGUUUUGGGAGAUGAAGAUUGUCUUGUUAUGAAUAUUUACUCUCCCAUGUCACCAAACAGCAUUGGAAGCACCAAUAACAAGUAUCCCGUAAUAGUAUUCAUUCACGGAGGAUCAUUCAUGACAGGUUCUUCUUCUGCAAACGUUGGUUAUGGUGUUGAUUUGCUUAUUGAACAGGGUCUCCUAAUAGUGAGCAUAAACUAUCGUCUCUCUGCACUUGGAUUUUUGUAUUACCCGGAGUUCAAUGUAAAAGGAAAUUUCGGUCUCAAGGAUCAAACGACAGCUUUGCGGUGGAUUCAGAUGCAUAUUCAUGCUUUCGGAGGAGAUCCUCAAAGGGUUACCCUGAUGGGUCAGAGUGCUGGUUCAGCAUCCGUGUCCUAUCACCUGUACAUGGAGGCAUCACGUGGUCUCUUCCAUGGUGUCAUCUUGCUUAGUGGCUCGAUGCUUAGCCCAUGGGCAUUUCUGUAUGGUCAAUCUUACUUCACAGAUAAUCUCAUAAAAAAACUGAACAUUUCAUCUCUAAGGGAUCUUCAAAAUGUUGAUGUCAAAAGCUUUUUUAUGCAUGAUUUCAACGUUUUUGAAUCUUUCAGUAUGUAUCAUCCAAGCUUUAUACCCACGUUUGAUACUUCAACACAAACGAAAAAUUUCUUAAAAGCAUUACCCCGUGAGCUAAUUCUCGAAACCCCUUUUAACGAAGUCCCCGUCAUGGUUGGUCAAACUUCUACCGAAUUCGAGCUGGUGUUGGUAUAUGCCAAUGACAUUCAAAUGGGUUUCAAUUACCCCAACAGCAAAAAUAUGUCCCUUCAUGAGAUGAUCCGUGUCUUAAUCUACAACAAAAACGAAUCCUCUCGGGAUCCGUUUUUCUUUCGAAAGUUGGCCAAUAUGGCCAAUAUUUACUACCCAAUCAAACAACUUACCAAAGCAUUGGCCAAAAACCUGAACAAAGCUCCCGUUUUCUCCUACCGAUUCGAGUUCGAUGGAAAGUUUGGGUUCUACAAGAACCAGCACUUCAAGGAUCGAGACUUCGAAAAACGUUACGGAGCUGUUCAUGGGGAUGAUUUGGGUUAUAUUUUUUCUCCUUACAAUGUUCAAGAAGCCUUGGCUAAUCCAGAAAAUUAUGAACGAGAAUGGAAAAUGCACAUGAAGAUGGUUGGAAUGGUUUCAAACUUCGUAAAAUAUGGGGAGCCAACUCCACCUAACAUCGCUGAGCAAUAUGAAGUCAUCUGGCCACCAUACAUCGGAAGUUCGACUGACGCAAAGUAUUUAAACUUUGAUGAUACGAUCGAGGUUAGAGACGAUGCAGAUCAAAUUUCGGAGCUUUAUCAGUUUUGGAACAUGAUCUAUCGGUGUCUUUUUUACUACGAGUGUGAAGAGGUAGACGCCAGCUACCAGGAGCUAUUCAACAAAGUAGCAUAAUUUUAAUACCCCAUUUAAUGAAAAGUUUAUAUUUGAUUAAACUAAACUAAAUGCUG